UGCCUGGUUAAUCUCCAGUUUGUACAGCGCCAUCUCUCUCUCUCCCCCUCUGUAGAUGAUGAAGAAAUCCUCUUCGUCUUUGCAUAUUGGAUGGAUGGUUAGGUUAUUGAUUUCUAAACAGCUUUCCAUAUUCAGCAAGUAUAAGCCUCGCCUGAUAUGUAAUAAUCCUUUCUCAAUUGUCUAUUUUUAGCAUCUUUCUCCUUCUCCCUCUCCCUCUCUCUCUCUCUCUCUCUCUCUCUCUGUCUAAACCACCGAUUUUUGGAUCUCCAAGCUCAUCAUCAAGUUUACAUCUCUCUCUCUGCGUGUCUCUUUAUCUAUCUAUCUAUCUGGGCAAUUAAUAGUAAUCAGAAUUCAGCUUGGGUAAGCAAACCCUGUGUAGCAGAGUUUCUAUAUUUAGCAGCCAAAGGCCCCCCAAUUCUGAGCCGUUACGCGACCAUUUCCCCGCUGUACCUUCUAUUCAUAGUAAAUUUCCCUCGUUCCACUCUCUGUCUGAAGUGACUGCGUGCGUUUCUCUGUCCUCAAAUUUUGGACUUUUACGUCAGAGAUCUCAGAGUUCCGAGGGCUCUGUCUUGUGUGGGAGUUCGCCGACUUUUCUGAAGAUUUUUUAGGUCGGUUUCGGGAACUCAUCGGAUAAGGCCGGGGCUAGGGUUUUCGGAUUCUUGAUUCUCUCUUUAUGUGUGGUCGCUCAUCUGAAUUUGGCUCCCUUCAAGUUUGGGGUGUUCCUCAAUAGAAUUUUUGUGAUUUGGCCAUUUUCUGGGCGUUUUCUUGGAAAGUUCGAUGCGGGUCUUGUUUUAAUCAAAUGCUGUGCCUUUUUGUUGCAGUGACUCUCGGGUUGCUUUGGAGACAUCAAAGUUCGUUGUUCUUAUCACUUUCAAGGAUUUGUUCUGUCAGUUGAGGAAGACUGGAGUUAGUUGCCAGAUUCGCUAUCUAUUUAAUUGGUCAGACGAAUCAGGACUUCCUUUUGUUGAUAAUUAGAACAGGGUGAGUUUUUUUUAGCAUAACAGAGUAAAUUAGAAGAGUUUGAUGGUCAGAUAUUGGGUUCUUGGUGUGCAAAUGGAGGAUUUUAGGGACAUAGGAAUUGUGGUGAGCGGGGCUCUAUGAUGAAACUCUAGCGUUCAUUGUUUCAGUUGGUUGAGAUUUUACUUUGGUCCUGAAAAUGGCAUAUCCCUUUUCACCUAAAGAAAAGGUUUCUGAUUAUUGGGCUCCUCCAAAAGCUCAGACAGAAGUUUUACCAUCUGAUGGUAGUGUAAGGCAUUCAAUUCCCGAUGACCCUUUUAAUAAUGUGGCUGAGCUCAUGAAUGUUGAUGCAUAUGCUGGAUGGUGCACCAGCCCCUCAAUGACAGACCAGAUGCUUGCCUCUUUUGCAUUGUCACCCCUUCAGUCAUUGCCCUCAAGUUAUGCGCCCUUUGAUGCAUUGAACUUUGCUGAACAAAAUACUGCUUGCUUCCCUGUGCUUGAUGGUGAUGUUGCGUGGAAUUCUGAUGGCAUUGGAGACAAAAUGAUGUUUCAGCAGAUGAAUAACCAAGGUGGUUGUCUAAUGGAUUCUUCUGGUGAGGAAGACUAUGGUGCUAAAAAAGGUAAUGGUUCUUUUCAGCAAAACAUGUCAGAUAUGGCCAAUUAUGCCAUACCUAGGCCAAUGGCACAAACCCUUGCUGAGAAGAUGCUCAGGGCAUUAUCCUGUUUUAGAGAGUCAUCUGGGGGGGGCAUUUUGGCACAAGUAUGGGUUCCAAUUAGGCAUGGCAAUCAGUAUAUCUUAAGCACUUGUGAGCAACCCUACUUGCUUGACAAUAUGCUGGCAGGUUAUCGUGAAGUGUCAAGGGAAUUUAGCUUCUCCGCAGAAGUAAAACCAGGAUCUUUUCAGGGACUUCCUGGCCGUGUAUUUGUCUCAAAAACUCCAGAAUGGACCUCGAAUGUGGCUUACUACAAGAAGGAUGAGUACUUGCGGGUUGAGCAUGCUGCAGAGCAUAGAGUAUGUGGAUCCAUUGCUUUACCUGUUUUAGAGGGUGACCCAACUGAAACACUGUGCUCUGCCGUGCUGGAACUUGUAACUACUAAAGAGAAACCCAAUUUUGAUUCAGAGAUGGAGAAAGUAUCUCGCGCACUCCAGGCUGUGAAUCUACGGAGCAGUCUACCUCCGAGGCUCUAUUCCCAGUGCUUGUCGAAGAAUCAAAGGGCUGCUUUAGCUGAGAUAACUGAUGUUCUACGAGCUGUUUGCCAUGCACACAGGUUGCCUCUUGCUCUAACAUGGAUUCGUUGUAGUUAUGAUGAGGGAGUUGAUGAUGAAAUUGUAAGAGUACGUGUUAGAGGCUGUAAUGCAAACUCAAAUGAAAAAUAUAUAUUAUGCAUUGAGGAUACAGCUUGCUAUGUGAAUUGUAAAGAGAUGCAAGGGUUUGUGCAUGCAUGUGCUGAACAUUGUCUUGAGGAAAGGCAAGGAAUAGCUGGAAAAGCUCUACAAUCAAAUCAGCCCUUCUUCUCCCCUGACGUAAAGAUGUAUAGUAUCAGUGAUUAUCCACUUGUCCAUCAUGCUCGCAAGUUUGGCCUGAAUGCUGCUGUUGCAAUCAAGUUAAGGAGCACCUAUACUGGGGAUGAUGACUAUGUACUGGAGUUCUUUCUCCCUGUAAAUAUAAAAGGGAGCACAGAACAGCAACUCUUGUUGGACAACCUAUCAUGUACCAUGCAAAGGAUCUGUAAGAGUUUGAGGACAGUUUCUGAUGCAGAAUUAGUUGCAGAGGGUUCUAAAGUUGGAUUUCAGAAGGGAUCUGUUUCCAACUUCCUGCCUAUUGCUUUUUUAAGAAGCACCUCUCAACAGGGAGCAGGUAGUGAUUUAAAUUCUGCUUACCAGAUGGCACUGGAUGUGUCUGACACAAGAGCUGCUGCAUCAGAAUCAGUUGGUCCUUGUGAGCAGAUGAACGGAUCAAGGAAAGUGACUGAGAAAAAGCGGAGUUCAGCAGAGAAGAAUGUGAGCUUAAGUGUUCUUCAGCAAUACUUUUCAGGGAGUCUUAAGGAUGCUGCCAAAAGUAUUGGUGUAUGCCCUACCACACUCAAGAGGAUAUGCAGACAACAUGGGAUCUCAAGAUGGCCAUCCCGCAAAAUCAACAAGGUGAACCGUUCUCUUAAAAAAAUACAGACUGUCCUCGACUCUGUUCAGGGAGUUGAAGGUGGGCUGAAGUUUGACCCUGCAACUGGGGGUCUGGUAGCUGCAGGCUCCAGAAUCCAAGAUUUUGAUGCUGGAAGAAGCAUUCUAUUUUCCAGGGAAAAUAUUUCUGCUAAAAGUCCUGAAUCAACCACCCAAGAUAUAUUGUCUGCCCGUCCAAACUCUUAUUUUGACGUUGGGAAUUCAGUAGUGAAAUUGGAAAAGGAGUAUUACACGGAUGGGAACCAAGUAGGACUACCAGGGAGCCUGUUAACACCAAAUAAGGGAGAAAAUAGUUCUGACAUUCUGUCAAGUGACUGUUGUGAUGACUCCAAAUCACCAACAUUAGAUGCUAGACCAUUGCAGUCAGCAAGUCUGGAGACUCCAGCCUGGACCUCUUCUGAGAAUGCCAGCUUGGGUUCUUUCUUUGUAAAAGGAGGAAACAGAAACUGGGGUUUAACCAAGAGUGUAUUGAAACCAGAGAAUUCAGAUUCCCACGUUGUUUAUCGCAGCUCGAGCUCCAUAGCUGUCACUGACGAGAUGAACCAUGGUACUGGAAUUGAAACUGAGAAUGGGAAUCUUGACCAUAACCAAGCCACUUCCUCAGGCAUGACAGAUUCAUCAAACGGGUCUGGCUCAAUGAUGCAUGAAAGCUCAUCAAGCUCUCCCAGGUUUGGUGGAGGGAAACAUACUAAAAUAACAAGUUCUGGAGACAGUGGGUCAAUAAUCACCGCAAAAGCUACUUAUAAAGAAGAUAUGAUCAGGUUCAAAUUUGAUCCUUCUGCAGGGUGUAGCAGUCUAUAUGAAGAGAUUGCAAAGAGGUUCAAAUUGCAAACAGGGGCAUUCCAGCUCAAGUACCUGGAUGAUGAAGACGAGUGGGUGAUGUUGGUAAGUGACUCCGAUUUGCAGGAGUGCCUUGAGAUAUUGGAUAUUGUUGGCUCUCGGAGUGUGAAGUUCUUUGUCCGCGAUGUUCCUUUUGCCAUUGGCAGUUCUGGCAGCAGCAGUUGCUUAUUGGCAAGAGGUUCUUAGGAUCAUAGAUACCAAAAUUCUCAACUUCUGGUAUAUCUCUCCUUCUUAGCAAGUUACCAUGGCAGGCAAUUACCACCAUUUCCAUUUCCUGCAGUUCUUGCUGUUACCACUCAUUGCAUGGGGCAUCCAUCCCCCCUUCUUUCUGCUUAAUCACCCAUCAACUGAUUACAGCUUCAGUUUGCGACGAUGCUUUAUGCAGUGAUUGGUUCAUACAAAUAUACUGAAAUGGUAGGGUUGGAAGAGAAUUUAUCAGAACAGAGCUUCAGAUAAAAAAUGGUGUAUUUAUGCCUCUGUUGGUCCUUGCAAGGAUGGAAAAUGGAACCAAAGCAGUUGUGCCAAAUGUAUAGGUCUGUAAAUGCUAGAAGCAGCUAUGAAAGUUGUGAUAGUUCAAUGCCUCCUAUAUAUGGUUGCUCUUUCUGUAGCUUGUAUAAUAUCUUAGUUAAACUAAUAUAUUAUAUUUGGAAAGCAGGAUGCUUUUGAAUUUUACAAUGAGUUACAUGUAGUAGUAUGCUGAUUUAAAUGAAAUUUCUACAGGAGUAUGUCCCUUGCAA
Diospyros lotus (date-plum) is the source of this 4713-nucleotide messenger RNA. Its product is annotated as protein NLP9. The coding region runs from base 1157 to 4162 and encodes 1001 amino acids. The transcript has 6 exons. Gene Ontology annotation, molecular function: DNA-binding transcription factor activity; protein binding. Lineage: Eukaryota; Viridiplantae; Streptophyta; Magnoliopsida; Ericales; Ebenaceae. The record is from RefSeq and is a predicted model, not a curated record.